AUUAGUUCGGGCUGGCACUUCCGGCCGAAGUUUGGAGGCCGCGGUUGUCAGGGAGAUUCGUCUCUGUGUUGAUGUUCCAGGCUGCGGUUGUGCUGUUUUUCAAAUGCAGCCUGUACAGGCACGGUCUUGAAGCGCCCGACCCCGAGAAAGAUUGAGGUCUGAAGUUGGUUUGUUCUUGCUGUGCCUUUGUUUCGGAAGCGGUUAACAAAGCCCCCUGAUGAGAGUGAGUUGCCUCUCCUUCCGCCAACCAUAUGCGGGUCUGAUACUGAACAAUGUAAAGACAGUGGAGACCCGUUGGCGACCUCUGCUGGCUGAGCUACAGGGCUGCACCCUGGCUAUUCAUGUGGCAUACAAGGAUUGGGAAGGCUCGGAAUGGGAAGGCAUCCUUACUCACACAGUGGGAAUGAGCCAGCACCAGAUACAAAACCUGCUGCAGGACGGAGAGAAGUUUGGCAGAGGGGCGAUUGUAGGGUUAGUGGACAUCGGAGACACCUGGCAAUGCCCGAGUGGUUCAGACCCUGAGGAGAUGAAGGAGUUGGAAAAAAGAGCUAUUCUGCAUGAGCUGGAGCUGAAAUAUCUCACCACUUUGUCCAAUCCGCGGUGGCUUCGUGAGCCAAUCCCAGCCAGGGGACACAAAGAUGUGUGGAUGGUUGAUAUCCCCGAUGAGCUGAUCCCAUGACCACCAUUGACAUUGAGUAAAAUUAGACUGAUCUACAAAGGAGGAACGUAACGAGAUCAAGUUUAUUGUCCUUCAUACCGCCAAACAAAACAACGUCUCUCCAGACCAAGGUGCACAACACAGUAUAUAAAACUCAGACACACAACACGUAAAGUAAUAUUUCCACAAAUAAUAUUGCAAGGCGGGGCAGAGAUACUUCUUUACCAAAAGAGGGAUGAGGUGCUCCUUCCCUCUGCUCGCCUGCAAAACAGCCUUGGACAAGGUGUAGCACCUGCUUAGUUCCCCAAUCAGACUCAAUGUAAAGCCACGAGAGCAGGUGGUGGAUGGUCGUAUGAGCAGUUGGUUCACAUCACAAAUCCUGGUUAUGUGACCACUGACACCACUGACUCACCGAUGAGCAUUGGUAAUGGCUGGGGUCGCCCGUCCUGUAAAGACACGGCUUAGAAGAAGGCAAUGGCAAACAGCUUCUGUAGAAACAUUUGCCAAGAACAAUCAUGAUCAUGGGCAGACCAUGAUCACCUCCAUCAUAUGACACGGCACAUAGUAAUGUCUACAAAUAAAUUCAUAAAUAAUCAUCAAAUAAUAAGAUGCAUAUCAAUGUCCAGGACUGGCUCCCCCUGAAAAUAAUGUGUUGAUUUGUCUGAUUUAUGUCAUGUUGCUAUUUUAUGUACUAUGUGGAAAGUAAUUGCAGAACAUAAUCAUUAAAAUCUUAAUUGUAUGAACUACAUAAAUUAUGUAAAAAAGUUAGUUUAUUGUGCUAUUCUACUGUAUAAUAAUCAUUCAUAGUUAUUGCUAAUUUUUUUCUUUCAAAAUCAGGUUUAAUAUCACUGGCAUAUGUUGUGAAAUUUGUUGUCUUUGUGGCAGCAGUAUAAUGCAAUACAUAAUAAUAGAAAAAAACAUGGAUUUCAGUAAUUUAUACAUAUGAAAUAGUUAAAUAAGUGGUGCAUAAGUAAAAAUUAGUGAGGUAGUAUUCAUGAGUUCAAUGUCCAUUCAGAAGUCAAAUGGCGGAGGGGAGAAGCUAUUCCUGAAUCAAUGAGUUCAUGCCUUAGGGUUCCUGUACCUCUUUUCUGACAGUAACAGUGAGAAUAGAGCAUGUCCUGACUGACUGAAAUAGUAAAUUAUUAAUUUUAUAAAUGUAAUGGCAUAGCAACAUACACAAAAUGCUGGAGGAAGUCAGCAGGUCAGUGGAAGGGAAUCAACAGUUGACGUUUCGGGCUGAGACCCUUCAUCAGUCCAGAUUAAAAUAGGAACCGGAGGGCCACCUUUUUCACUCAGAGUGUCAGUAGAUGGAAUGAAAUGGUUGAGGCAGGCACAUUGAGAAUAUUUAAAAUCGUUUGGAUAGAUGUAUGGAUAGGAAAGAUUUAAGGGGAUAUAGGCUAAAGACAGCUUGGUUGGCUUGAACCAGUUGGGCGAAGGGCCUGUUUGACUCUAUAAGGUGAAACUCCAAAGCAAGGUAAACAAUAAGGUUAGUAAAAUGGGCACUAUUGUCAUGGGCACACCAUCAUCAAAAGGUGGUGGGUCAAGAACCAGUAUCCAUCAUUAAGGAUGCCUACCAUCUGGGAAAUGCCUUCUUACUGCUAUCGUCAAAGAGAAGGAACAGGAGUCUGAAGACCCAUAUUUGAUGUUUUGGGAACAGCUUCUUUCCUCUGCCAUCAGAUUUCUGACUGGCCUGUGGACUAUGAACACUACCUCACUAUUUUGUUCAUUUUUUUUGCACUUUGUUUUUAAAAUUUCUUUUUUGUAACUUACUAUAUUUUUCAUGUACUGCACUGUACUACCACGG
This is a messenger RNA of Hypanus sabinus (Atlantic stingray), 2462 nucleotides long. RefSeq lists its product as uncharacterized. The record is from RefSeq and is a predicted model, not a curated record. The transcript has 3 exons. NCBI's taxonomy places the organism in Eukaryota, Metazoa, Chordata, Chondrichthyes, Myliobatiformes, Dasyatidae. The coding region runs from base 218 to 679 and encodes 153 amino acids.